Molecule: messenger RNA, 2245 nt
Organism: Coccinella septempunctata (seven-spotted ladybird)
Lineage: Eukaryota; Metazoa; Arthropoda; Insecta; Coleoptera; Coccinellidae
Gene: Sp8
Product: transcription factor Sp9-like
Exons: 2
Coding region: 408-1706 (432 amino acids)
Biological process (GO): regulation of transcription by RNA polymerase II
Molecular function (GO): DNA-binding transcription factor activity, RNA polymerase II-specific; RNA polymerase II cis-regulatory region sequence-specific DNA binding
Source: RefSeq, a predicted model, not a curated record
UCCAAUAAAAAUAUCUCAUUACCAACGUCGUUGGAAUAAUUAAUUUCACAUAUAAUUCCGCGGAGAGAACAUUAAACAGUUGAUGGAUUUUAAAUUGCUCGCAUGUAAUAAUGAAAAUCUCGUAAUGUGUGCAAACAAACGUAAAAAAUCCGGUCCGCCGUCGGUUGAUUUGAAUGGGAAAAGGACAAUGAGGGACAAUUAAUGAAAUUUUCGAUUCGCGGGAGGCUAUUAAGUCUAUCUGAUGACGGCGCGCGUCAUUUAGGAUGCAUUUAUACGGCAUGCGACCAAAACGAAAGUCCAGUACAAGCAGUGUCGAAGCGGUAGACCCCCCUGUACAUUGCUGAUCUCUGAGAUGAGGAAUGUGAGUACGAAAGGACCAUCCCAGUCUGAGGGGAACGCCACUGGCUAUGCUAGCCGCCCAAUGCAACAAGCUCUCGAGCAAGUCACCUCCUCCACUGGCGGACGCGGCUGUUGGAAAGGGUUUCCACCCGUGGAAGAAGAGUCCGCAAGGGGCCCCGUCUCCAGGAAGCACCAACGUUUCGGUGGCCAACUCUCUGGCGUCCCAGCGUUCUUCCUCGGGCAACACCUCCUACACCAGCAGAUCGGUGAUGACCUCCUGCGCCAGCGUCCCGACCACUGCUUCCUACGGAAGCGACCUGUAUUUUCCCGGGGCCACUACUCAACCUUCGGUAGCCGACAAUUCGCACCAUCAUCAUCAUCAGAGUUCUUUGCUCGGUAAAGUCGAAGGUGCCGCCACCGCCCAUCAUGCUGCGCUCGGUUCGGUUUACUCCAGACACCCGUACGAAUCUUGGCCGUUCAACACGAUGUCCACUGCCACUCACCACGGCGGAAUCAAGAGCGACUCAGUCGGAGGCGCUAACGCUUGGUGGGACGUCCAUUCCACCGCUGGCAGUUGGCUAGAUAUGAGCGGCGCCGCUGGUAUGCACGCCCAAAUGGCCGCCGCCAAUUAUUCCUCGGAUUACUCCAGUCUUACACAUUCCUUGGCCGCCUCCAACCAUCUACUCUCUUCGGGGCAACACCUACUACAAGACACCUACAAAUCCAUGUUGCCUGGGGCUCAGAGCGUCACUGCAUCUUUCGGCCUCCACACCGGUCCGGCAUCAUCCCCAACCGGGGGCGCUGGAAGUUUACCACCCCAAGUACCUUCUCCAAGAUCGCAGAGGAGAUACACCGGUAGAGCAACUUGCGACUGUCCAAACUGCCAGGAAGCUGAAAGGUUGGGCCCUGCUGGCGUUCACCUGAGAAAAAAGAACAUCCACAGCUGCCACAUACCUGGAUGCGGUAAAGUUUACGGUAAAACGUCGCACUUGAAAGCCCAUCUGAGGUGGCACACCGGCGAGAGACCCUUCGUUUGCAACUGGUUGUUCUGCGGUAAAAGAUUCACCAGGUCCGACGAGUUACAGAGGCAUCUCAGGACCCAUACGGGCGAAAAACGUUUCGCUUGUCCCAUUUGCAACAAGCGUUUCAUGAGGUCGGAUCACCUAGCCAAGCACGUUAAGACCCACAACGGUACGGGCAAGAAGGGAAGUUCAGAGUCUUGCAGCGAUUCGGAAGAGAACAGUCAGAGCGAUUUAACGAAUAACGUGAAUUCUCCAGCUUCUAUCAACCAGACGCCACCACCAUCAUCUAACAUGGGUCUGGAUAUGGUCACAGGGUUAGAUGUGAAGUCUCCGGGCUUGGUUUGAGCUAGGUGGGGCCCAGCGCUGCUCUAUCCAGGGUUUCAUCACUAGCGCAAGCGGCUCCAAGUGUGAUUAUGUAAAGACUUGUAAAAUAAUUCUUAGUCACUUUGAAGAUUUAAACUGCUAAAUUCUUAUGUUACUCGAUUUCAUAUAAGAAUGAAAUUUGUUAUUUACAUAAAUCGUAACUCUGUAUAUAUUGUGGAUUAAGAGAAUUAUGCUUGAAAUUUUAUUGUACAUAUUAUAAAUAAUUUUAAUCUAUCCGAACAGAUUAGGUGAGGAGAAAAUGAUAUACAUAAUUAGAUUGCGUUACAUAUCAAUAUAAAGGGUCUACCUUCAGACGCGCAAUCGCACAGAUUUAUUUAUGAAUAUGAACGUGAUAUUAAUGUAAAAUACGACGUAAUCGUUUGUGUUGCAGAAUAUUAAUGUUUUUCUCUCCGCCAAAGAUCUGUUAUAUUGUAAAUUGUGAACAAUAAAUAUAUGUAUAAAUCGUACUAAACGCUUUUGUGACUUGUUGACAUUAAAUAUAAUUUUCGAAUUUGACUCAA